AUGUCACAAUCUGAAGAUGUCGAACCAGAGACUUAUCAAAUAAUGAGAACUAUCGAAAACUCUCUCGUGGAUAGUGACAAUGUUGACCUGGAACAGUAUUUGCUUUUCUGGGAACACGUUUGCAAAGUCAUGGGGUCAUGGGGCACGAUUUUCAGUUUCGUUGUGAAGGAUGUUUCAAACAAAUUAGAGAAACUCGCUCAGAUGAGAAAUACUGAUCCGGAGUCAUACAAAAGUAUCUUAACUAUGGCAACUAGAGAAUCGGAGAACGGGUCCAUUCGAAAUCUCAAGCCAAAUAGGAGUGGUACCGGUCAUUUGAUGGUCCUGAACAGAGCUCUUGAAUUCGUGAUUGAUUUAUUGGAUGGUGUUUUCACAGCAGAAGAUGAUGAGGCGAAAGUUUCUAUAAUCGCCCGUUCGUCAUAUGACAAACAUCUUUCUCAAUUUCACUCAUGGCCGGUCAAAACUGCAGUGUCCGCCGCUCUCUUUACAUUGCCUCGAAAAACUGAAUUUUUGAUUCGAUUACGUGGGAAAAUGCCAGAAUCGGACGACGAGCAGUUUCACGAGGUCUUCAAUAGAGACGGACGGGACAUUGUGCGACGAGUGAAUCAACUGGUCGAGAAUUUCGAACUCACCGAUCACAACCCCUCCGCUUGA
Messenger RNA from Caenorhabditis remanei, 651 nucleotides. RefSeq lists its product as uncharacterized. The record is from RefSeq and is a predicted model, not a curated record. The transcript has 4 exons. Bases 1 to 651 code for a protein of 216 amino acids. Gene Ontology annotation, biological process: ceramide transport; intermembrane lipid transfer. Gene Ontology annotation, molecular function: ceramide 1-phosphate transfer activity; ceramide 1-phosphate binding. Gene Ontology annotation, cellular component: cytoplasm; cytosol; membrane. NCBI's taxonomy places the organism in Eukaryota, Metazoa, Nematoda, Chromadorea, Rhabditida, Rhabditidae.